Messenger RNA from Sitophilus oryzae (rice weevil), 1486 nucleotides. It is a transcript of the gene Fdh, whose product is annotated as alcohol dehydrogenase class-3. Gene Ontology annotation, biological process: formaldehyde catabolic process. The transcript has 7 exons. Gene Ontology annotation, cellular component: cytosol. The record is from RefSeq and is a predicted model, not a curated record. The coding region runs from base 264 to 1400 and encodes 378 amino acids. Lineage: Eukaryota; Metazoa; Arthropoda; Insecta; Coleoptera; Curculionidae. Gene Ontology annotation, molecular function: zinc ion binding; S-(hydroxymethyl)glutathione dehydrogenase [NAD(P)+] activity.
UGGAAUUUUGGAAUACUGAAAAUUUUAUCAGCUGUUUUAUUACAUCGUUUAUCUUUUUAAUAUUCAUAACUAUCAUUUAAUAAGUUAAAUAAUUCAUUGAUAGCUUCCAUAAGUCAUAAAUAUUUAUCAUUCUAGUAAUUAUCAUAAAAUUUAUUCUAUUUUUAAAUUCCUUGUUUUCCUCCAUUGAUAUAUUUUCAAGGAUACAUUUAACGCAAUUAUUGCUUAUUAUUACAUAUUAACAAUUGAGAAUAAUCUAUAACAAGAUGUCUACCGUUGGUCAAGUUAUCCAAUGCAAAGCAGCUAUAGCAUGGGGCCCUAAAGAAGACCUUAAAUUUGAGACAGUGGAAGUGGCCCCCCCGAAAGCUCACGAAGUAAGAAUCAAGAUAUUGUACACAGCUGUUUGCCAUACCGAUGCUUACACUUUAAGUGGGGCUGAUCCGGAAGGAAUAUUCCCUGUAAUUUUAGGACACGAGGGAGCUGGAAUUGUAGAAAGUGUGGGUGAAGGAGUUACUAAUGUUCAACCAGGUGACCAUGUAAUACCUCUCUACGUACCUCAAUGCAAAGAAUGUAAAUUCUGCAAGUCGCCCAAGACCAACCUGUGUCAGAAAAUUAGAUUAACCCAAGGUAGAGGUGUUAUGCCUGAUGGGACAUCUAGAUUUACCUGCAAAGGGCAAUCCAUCUACCAUUUUAUGGGUACAUCAACAUUCAGUGAAUAUACAGUUGUUGCUGAUAUAUCUGUUACAAAAGUAAAUCCCCAAGCUCCUCUUGAUAAAGUAUGUCUUUUGGGCUGUGGAGUACCCACAGGCUAUGGUGCUGCUUUAAACACAGCCAAAGUAGAAAAAGGUAGCACCUGCGCUGUUUGGGGCUUAGGAGCAGUGGGACUUGCCGUGGGGCUUGGUUGUCAAACUGCUGGAGCUUCUAGAGUCAUCGGAAUUGACCUCAAUCCUGAUAAAUUUGAAACUGCGAAGAAAUUUGGAUUUACUGAAUUCGUCAACCCAAAAGAACACGAAAAACCCAUCCAAGAGGUUUUGGUUGAAUUAACAGAUGGUGGUCUUGAUUACACUUUCGAAUGUGUGGGGAAUGUUGUAACCAUGAGACAAGCUUUAGAGGCGUGUCAUAAAGGUUGGGGUGUGUCUACAAUAGUCGGAGUGGCAGGAGCAGGACAGGAAAUCAGUACAAGACCAUUCCAACUGGUCACUGGCAGAGUUUGGAAAGGAACAGCUUUUGGAGGCUGGAAAAGUAUAGACAGCGUCCCAAAAUUGGUUGAAGAUUAUUUAUCCAAGAAACUAAAACUGGAUGAAUUUGUGUCUCAUAAUUUACCUUGGAAUGAAAUCAAUGAAGCUUUUCAUCUCAUGCACACUGGAAAGAGCAUUCGUACGGUGUUAACUAUAAGUCAGUAACCAGUAACAUGAAAGAAGUUGGACAUUUGAACUAAUAUUUUUCCAUUUUUGAAUUUUUGUUUAAAUAAAUAUAUUUUUGAAAAAAA